UCCCUCAGGCGCAUUACAUGACUAUUCUACCUAACAACCUACUCGUUCAUCCGCCUCAUUCUUCUCCCCUCAGAGGCUUUGAGCUCAUCCAAAUGCCCGAAAAUCUAGCACUCUAAUUUUAGAACCCCAAAACCAAAAACCAACCACGCAUAUACACAAAACACAACGCACACACUCAAAUGGAUAAUCAGCCAAAACACUCCUCUAUUGGAUCCAAUCUUGCCCUUCUCUCCUUACUCUUGGCUAGUGCUGUUUAUCUUUGUAUAUGGUCUUCUUCAUCCUACCUCAUAAACCCUCUCUUUAGCUUUCAGAAACAUGACGCCCAAUGCCCAUCACAGAAUCCAACCACCACCACCACCACCACCACAACCACAUUUAAUGUGGCUCCAGAUGAGCUUUUGGCCACCCUGGACAAGGCCUCGAUUGGCAACAAGACUGUGAUCAUUGCUGUUAUAAACAAGGCCUACGCAGUCCAAGAGGUCAAGGCAGACACCACCAUGCUUGACCUUUUCAUCGAGAGCUUUUGGCAAGGGGAGGACACUAGGCAUCUGCUUGAUCACCUUGUGCUCGUGGCGGUUGAUCAGACGGCUUACGAUCGCUGCCAGUUUCUGAGGCUCAACUGCUACCGGCUGGAAACGGACGGUGUUGAUUUUGGGGGAGAGAAGCUUUACAUGUCUCAAGAUUUCAUCAAGAUGAUGUGGAGAAGAACUUGGUUUCUGUUGGAGGUUCUAAAACGCGGUUACAGCUUCAUAUUCACGGACACUGAUAUUUUGUGGCUAAGGAACCCGUUCUCAAGACUAAACAUGAACGAAACUGAGGAUUUACAAAUAAGCACAGAUAUGUUCUUCGGAGAUCCAUGGAACGAAAAACAGCUAAUCAACACUGGCUUCUACCACAUCAAAUCGAACAAUAAGACCAUUGCACUGUUUGAUAGAUGGUACACCAUGAAGGACAAUGCCACGGGACAAAAAGAGCAGGAUGUCCUAUUAGACCUAAUCCGAGGGGGUAUCAUUGGGGAGCUGGGACUUAGGGUUAGGUUCUUGGACACCCUCUAUUUCAGUGGCUUUUGCCAAGAUAGCAAGGACUUUGGGGCAGUGACCACCGUCCAUGCCAACUGUUGCCGGAGCAUCGUGGCCAAGGUUAAGGACUUGAAGGCUGUCCUCCGGGACUGGAAGCGGUUCAAGAAGACCACGGCCCAGAAAACAACUGCCGGUUUAGCAGCAGAUGGUUUCCAAUGGUCAGGCCACUGGGGAUGCUGGAAUUCAUGGAAAGUUCCUAAUAACACUGAGAAAGCAACUCAUAAGGCAUGAAUGGUCUAAAGAGAAAGAUUAAUCAUAAAAGAAACAAAUAGUUUGUUUUUUUUUCCUAGGUGUAAGGGUAAGUUCUCUACCAAUAUAAGCCUCCAGACAAAUAGUUCGUUGAAUACAUCUUAGGUUAUCGCUU
Messenger RNA from Prunus avium (sweet cherry), 1443 nucleotides. NCBI's taxonomy places the organism in Eukaryota, Viridiplantae, Streptophyta, Magnoliopsida, Rosales, Rosaceae. The record is from RefSeq and is a predicted model, not a curated record.